This is a messenger RNA of Musca domestica (house fly), 2065 nucleotides long. RefSeq names its product N-acetylglucosamine-6-sulfatase. Lineage: Eukaryota; Metazoa; Arthropoda; Insecta; Diptera; Muscidae. Gene Ontology annotation, biological process: glycosaminoglycan metabolic process. Gene Ontology annotation, molecular function: N-acetylglucosamine-6-sulfatase activity; glycosaminoglycan binding. The coding region runs from base 79 to 1668 and encodes 529 amino acids. The record is from RefSeq and is a predicted model, not a curated record. The transcript has 5 exons.
CUUAACUCAAUUCAAUUUUGAGCACUUGGUCACUUUCUCCAUGGCAACGUAGAUUCGCAUGUAUGGGAAUUGUGGUGUAUGUGUAUGGGUACAUUAAUCAAUGUCAUCACCAGUGCAGUAGUAAUUGAAUCAGUAUCAACUGAAGACAAACGCGGAGACUUGGGAAGCAUGAAGUGUUGUUGCUGGAUACUGAUCUCUUUGCUGUUUGCCAUUGAUAAGGCAAUUGGAGCCAAGCAACCUAAUGUUUUGAUCAUUUUGACCGACGAUCAAGAUGUGGUCCUCGAUGGCAUGCAUCCCAUGAGAAAUGUAAAGAAUUUAAUCGGUUCUGCGGGAGCUACAUUUGAAAAUGCCUAUACCUCCUCACCAUUGUGCUGUCCCUCAAGAGCAAGCAUAUUGACUGGGAAAUAUGCCCAUAACCAUCUAACGUUUAAUAAUUCCAUGAGUGGUGGUUGUUACGGCAGUCAUUGGCGUGCCAAGGAUGAAAAACACACCUUGGCCACAAUACUUGGGAAUGCAGGUUAUAGCACAUUUUAUGCUGGCAAAUAUUUGAAUGCUUAUCAUGGUUUGGAAGUACCUCCGGGUUGGCAGCACUUCUUUGGUCUGCAUGGUAAUUCGGUUUAUUACAAUUUUACCUUGAGGGAGAAUGAUCACAAUGUAAGUUACAACAAUGUUUAUCUAACCGAUCUGUUGCGUGAUAAGACCCUGGAGUUUCUGGAUCAGCGAGACAAGGAAGAGCCAUUCUUGGCUUUCGUUGCACCACCAGCACCCCAUCAACCAUUUACACCGGCUGAUAGGCACAGGGGUGCGUUUAACAACACCAAGGCCAAGAGGACCCCUAGUUUUAACAAGGUCGAUAAAGAAAAACAUUGGCUGUUGGCCACAUCAAAAGAAAUACCCGAAGAAACCCUAAGUUUAAUGGAUAGCUAUUUUGAAAAACGUUGGGAGUCCCUGUUGGCCGUGGACGAAUUGGUGGCCAGUGUUAUUCACAAAUUACAGCAAUCGGGAGAGCUAGAAAACACCUAUGUCAUUUAUACCUCAGAUAAUGGUUAUCACAUUGGACAAUUUGCCCAACCGUUUGACAAACGCCAGCCCUAUGAAACCGAUAUCCAAGUGCCUCUACUGAUUAGGGGUCCCAGCAUAAAACCUGGUGUUACAGUAACAACUCCAACGUUGCUAAUUGAUUUAUUGCCAACCAUAUUGGAGUGGAUCCACCUGCCAUUGGAUCCCCAAAUGGAUGGCCAAUCCUUGCAUCCAUUUCUGGUAAAUGCUGAUAGCUAUGAUGCUGCAGCCGAUAUGUACUAUAAUCGUGGUCUCUUGGUGCAACACAAGGGCGAGGGUAAUUUGAGAACAUAUCGGUCUGAAUGUCCCAUGUGGAAGCCGGAAGAUCGUUUAGCAGAAUGUACUCGAGAGUCAGCUUGUCAUUGCCAGGAUUCAUGGAAUAAUACCUAUGCCUGUGUUAGAAAUUUCGCCUAUGGCAUAAAUCAUUUGUACUGUGAAUUUCAGGAUGAUGAGGACUUUGCUGAAUUCUAUGACAUGUACGAUGAUCCGCAACAGCUGCGAAAUAUGGCAAAACAAAUGCUGGCCAUAGAACGGGCUCUCUACAGUCUGGCUUUGAAAAAUCUCACAAAAUGUGCAGGAGCUGCAUCGUGUUCCAUUCACGUUUUUUAAGAAAGGGAAUUAUUUGAAGGUAAGUUCUUUGCUGUUUGGAUCACUUCCCUUCACGACAAAUGACUUUUGGAAUUGGGUUGAUGUAAACAACGUGAUCAUGCCUAGUUCUUUUCCUUUUGUAAAUGCAAACAGAGUUUGGAUUAAGUUCUUACUUUACUACAAAUGCAAUGUGAUAACAAGGUCCCAAACAUAAAAACAUCACAUCUAAAUAUAAGCUUUGAGCAAAAAUCUGAUUGUGAAGGGUCGACACGUCUCCACCACAAAUAAACCGCCCAUUUAACAACUGGCCGGCCAAACAAAAAUUCGAAUUCUAUUUUAUUUUUAAUUAAGACAAUGUUAUUUAAAUUUAUUUUAUAAUUAUCAUUUUAAUAAUUAUAAGCGAACACACCAUUGAAAA